GGCUCCCGCGCUCCCCUCGCCCAGUCCCGCCGGCCCCAUGUUACUGAGCGGAGCUCCUCCGGCGGGCUCCGGCCCGGGGCCGCGGGCGCAGGGGGGCGCCGGGAGCGGCCCGGGAGGAUCCCGCCGGAGUGCCGGAGGUACCGGGGCCGGUCCGGGAGGGGGUGGCAGCGGUGGAGUAGCCAAGUGGCUCCGGGAGCACCUGGGCUUCCGCGGGGGCGGGGGGGGCGGCGGCGGCGGCGGAGGCGGGGGGAGCAAGCCGGCGCCCCCGGAGCCCGACUACCGCCCCCCCGCGCCCGGCCCGGCCGCGCCCCCCGCGCCGCCCCCGGACAUCCUGGCCGCCUACAGGCUGCAGCGGGAGCGCGACUUCGAAGACCCUUACUCCUCCGGGGGGUCGUCGGGCUCCGCCGCCCUGGCCGCCCCCGCGGCCCCGGGACCCACGCCGCCCCCGCGCCACGGCUCGCCCCCGCACCGCCUCAUCCGGGUCGAGACCCCCGGGCCCCCGGCGCCCCCUCCCGAGGAGCGGAGCUCGGGAACCCCGGCCAGCAGCGACAGGUUGGCAAUCCUAGAAGACUAUGCGGACCCAUUUGAUGCUCAGGAGACUGGUGAAGCCACCUCAGGUGCUCCAGGGGCCCCAGAGAAGGUGCCUGAAAAUGAUGGCUACAUGGAACCCUAUAAGGCCCAAAAAAUGAUGGCUGAGAUCCGGGGCUGUAAGGAGAUGACAGCUCAGCCCUUGCCCUUGUACGAUACACCCUAUGAGCCAGAGGAAGAGGGAGCCACCCCAGAGGCCGAGGGGUCCCCCUGGCCCCGGGAGUCCCGCCUGCCUGAGGAUGAUGAGCGGCCCCCCGAAGAAUAUGACCAACCCUGGGAGUGGAAGAAGGAGCGGAUUUCCAAAGCCUUUGCAGUUGACAUAAAGGUCAUCAAAGACCUACCUUGGCCUCCGCCUGUGGGACAGCUGGACAGCAGCCCUUCCCUGCCAGACGGGGACAGGGACGUCUCCGGUCCAGCCUCACCCCUCCCUGAGCCCAGCCUGGAGGACAGCAGCGCCCAGUUUGAAGGAUCCGAGAAGGGCUGCCUGUCGCCUGGCCGGGAGGAGAAGGGGAGACUACCUCCCCGACUUUCUGCAGGGAACCCCAAGUCAGCCAAGCCCCUAGGCACGGAGCCCAGCAGUCCCCUGGGCGAGUGGACAGACCCAGCGCUGCCGCUGGAAAACCAGGUCUGGUACCACGGGGCCAUCAGCCGAACAGACGCCGAGAAUCUGCUCCGGCUGUGCAAAGAGGCCAGCUACCUGGUGCGAAACAGUGAGACCAGCAAGAACGAUUUCUCCCUGUCCCUCAAGAGCAGUCAGGGCUUCAUGCACAUGAAGCUGUCCCGGACCAAGGAACAUAAGUAUGUGCUGGGCCAGAACAGCCCGCCCUUCAGCAGCGUGCCCGAGAUCGUGCACCACUAUGCCAGCCGCAAACUGCCCAUUAAGGGGGCCGAACACAUGUCCCUGCUCUACCCCGUGGCCAUCCGGACUCUGUAAGAUGGGAGGCCAGGGCACCAUGACAGAUCUGGACCCAGCCCCGUCACCUGGGAUCUAGUAGAUGUUGGAGACUCCUUAAUUUAUUCUCAAGGGCAAGGGCUACUGGGGCCUUGGAGUUAGGAGCGUGUCUGGAGAGACAGGAGAAAGCUCCUAGAGGAAGCGGACUCCAGAGCCUGCUGGUCUCCCGGAAGUUUGCCAACUGGCAGCUGCAAUCCCCAAUGUUCACCACCACCCCCCUCUCCCUACUGGGUGAGCCUUGGGAUGCUAGCCGCCCCCUCCGUCUCCAGCCCACCUCUAAAAUCACCCGUAGCCUUCGCCCAGCCUGUUGCCAGGGAUUGUGGGGGAGGCAGACCUCCCCCACCCUGGGAUGGAGAUUGGGGUGGUGGUGAUGGUGGUGGGGUUGCCCGUUGGGCGGAGAGAAGCAGAGAUCCCACUGUGGCCGAGGGAUCUUUGCCGCAGUCCCUGGGCCGCCCAGGCUCCCUGCCAGAGGCAGUAAAUAAAUCUGAUCCUG
Messenger RNA from Dipodomys spectabilis (banner-tailed kangaroo rat), 2033 nucleotides. It is a transcript of the gene Shf, whose product is annotated as Src homology 2 domain containing F. The transcript is spliced from 7 exons. The record is from RefSeq and is a predicted model, not a curated record. Gene Ontology annotation, molecular function: phosphotyrosine residue binding. Bases 38 to 1522 code for a protein of 494 amino acids. Lineage: Eukaryota; Metazoa; Chordata; Mammalia; Rodentia; Heteromyidae.